AGUAAAGUAAGCAAAAUGGCCGGCGCCGGGAAAGUGGCUGCUGCCGUCACUGGGACAGCGGUAAAGCCGAUCUUCAGCCGGGACCUGGCCGAGGCUAAACGGCGCGUGCGAGAACUGUACCGUGCUUGGUUCCGAGAAAUCCCAAAUACAGUGCACAUAUACCAGCUGGACUUCACAGUGAAACAGGGGCGUGAUAAGGUCCGGGAGUUGUUUAUGAAGAACGCCCAUGUCACAGAUCCCCGAGUCAUUGAUAUGCUAGUUAUUAAGGGGAAAAUGGAACUUCAGGAGACUAUUAAUGUAUGGAAACAGCGGACCCAUAUCAUGAGGUACUUCCAUGAGACAGAAACUCCACAGCCCAAGGAUUUCCUCUCCAAGUUUUAUGCAGGUCAUGAUCCUUGAACCAAAUAAACUUUGUAGAGCUAUAACUCUGUGUUUCAGUUGCUUUUGUUGCAAAUAAAGCACUGAAUACUGAAGAGCCCUCCAGCAGGGAAGUAUCCAACUGAACACUGUUCUGUAGCCAAUACUCAUCCAUGAUUCAUCUGUAUGGUCUACGUCAGGCUGGAUGUAUUUGUUGCAAUUAGUGUCUCAAGAAACUUCCUAUUUGCAUUGCAGUAUGCCUCAGUGAAUACAAUGGUACUUACAGACAAGUAAGCAUAUGUAGAAUUGUGUUGUAAAUAGAUGUUGAGGUUAGAAGUCUAUGGGAGAGAUUUUAACCAAAGACAAUGUGAUUCCUGCAAAUAAGGUGAUUGAAAAUCACUCACUUUAUCCAGAAUGCCCAUUUGCUGUGGAACUGCACACUUCAUAUGAUCACAUUGGCAAUUCAUUCAGUUUAAAACAAACAGUAUUUUAAGUUGUUUUAUGUCUGCAUAGUAGCAGCUUUCAGCAUGAAGUUGGCAAGAUAGUUGCCAUUGGUCCACUACUGGAUUGCAGAGCUUACAUAUGCUCCAAGGUCAUGAUCAACAAGCCAUAAAAAUAGCUGCAUUCUAAAUGUAUAUGCUUCUUUUGCCUCUGUGCAGUUUGCAGCAUAGUGUUGCAGAUGGUUGUGCAAGAACAAAGUAUUUGUAUUCCAAUAUAAAACUUGUGAUUAACACACAUGCACUCAGCUUUGGUAGUCAAGCAGGCAAAAUGGACAAGGCUAGAAUAAUAGAGACAUAAACCUAGCAGCUUCUUUUCAAUCAAAGUAAGCACUGCUUUUUUGUAAGUCUUCCCCCCCCCCCCCAGGUGUGUUGGGAAGAACAUCAGGGACAGCCCUAGGAAAGCAGUGCAAAAGUACAAAGAUUCAGGUGGGUAGCUGUGUCGGUCUGAAGCAGCAGAACAAAGUUUGAGUCCAGU
This is a messenger RNA of Gekko japonicus, 1332 nucleotides long. RefSeq names its product NADH:ubiquinone oxidoreductase subunit A6 (gene NDUFA6). The coding region runs from base 16 to 399 and encodes 127 amino acids. Gene Ontology annotation, biological process: response to oxidative stress. The transcript has 3 exons. NCBI's taxonomy places the organism in Eukaryota, Metazoa, Chordata, Lepidosauria, Squamata, Gekkonidae. The record is from RefSeq and is a predicted model, not a curated record.